AUGGUGUCGAUGAUGAUGUGGUACCCGUGGGCGUUCAUGCGUUUGUGGUCGAAGCCAUUGUACAGAUGUCUGCUCUAUGCCAUUCGUGGUCCUGCCACUGGUGCUGUCCUGAGCAGUAGUUUCUGGAGCGGUGUUCGGGUAGGUAUUGGCCACAGCUUCCUUGAUGAAGGUGUCCGGGUUGGUUGUCUGCUUGGCAGGGUAACCCGUGAGGGGACGAUUCUCGCCCUUGUUUUGGAAUGGAUUCUUCUUGGAGUGCUCGCAGCGAUGGUAGAGGUUGGUUUAGACGAUGGACUUGUGGCCAAGGCAUCUGAAUGUAUGAUGUGA
Molecule: messenger RNA, 324 nt
Organism: Cylicostephanus goldi
Lineage: Eukaryota; Metazoa; Nematoda; Chromadorea; Rhabditida; Strongylidae
Source: the annotation of a GenBank genome assembly